Charadrius vociferus (killdeer) is the source of this 1038-nucleotide messenger RNA. It is a transcript of the gene PM20D2, whose product is annotated as peptidase M20 domain containing 2. Bases 1 to 1038 code for a protein of 345 amino acids. NCBI's taxonomy places the organism in Eukaryota, Metazoa, Chordata, Aves, Charadriiformes, Charadriidae. The transcript has 8 exons. Gene Ontology annotation, molecular function: dipeptidase activity. The record is from RefSeq and is a predicted model, not a curated record.
AUGCGUGUCUUAAGGCAGCGGCAAAAUACAGGCGUUAUAAGUGCGAAACGACAGCGGACAGCCCGCCCGCCACAGGCUAUGAGCUGCCCCACACCGCCCUUCCACAGCACUCCUCCCUGCGGCGCCGGCAAAGCGAGGGCCGCCCCCCGGGGCGCGCUGGGACGGACCCUGCCGCAGCCGGCGCCCGUCGCCGUCCAGGUCACGGUGCUGGGGACGCCUGCGGAAGAACAAGGAGGAGGCAAAAUAGACCUGAUAAAGGCUGGAGCGUUUGAGGGCCUGGAUGUGGUUUUUAUGGCACACCCCUCGCAAGAGAACGCGGCUUACCUGCCCGAUGUGGCUGAGCACGAUGUGACUGUGAAAUACUAUGGAAAAGCUUCUCAUGCUGCUGCUUAUCCUUGGGAAGGAGUUAAUGCAUUAGAUGCUGCUGUUCUUGCAUACAACAAUCUGUCUGUUUUAAGACAGCAAAUGAAACCGACCUGGAGAGUUCAUGGUGUAAUAAAAAAUGGUGGUGUGAAACCUAACAUCAUUCCUUCUUACACUGAACUAGAGUUUUACUUGCGUGCCCCUUCAAUGAAAGAUCUUUCUGUUCUGACAGAGAAGGUUGAGAACUGCUUCAAAUCCGCAGCGCUGGCCACAGGAUGCAAAGUGGAAAUAAAAGGUGGUGAAAAUGAUUACUACAAUGUGCUUCCAAAUAAGAGCCUCCAGAAAGUUUACAAGGAGAAUGGAAAGCAGCUUGGAAUAGAGUUUAUAUCAGAAGAUUGUAUCUUGAAUGGUUUGUCAGGUUCCACGGACUUUGGAAAUGUUACAUUUGUAGUCCCUGGGCUUCAUCCUUAUUUUUAUAUUGGCUCUGAUGCAUUAAAUCAUACUGAGCAGUACACAGAAGCUGCAGGGUCACAGAAUGCUCAGUUCUAUGCUUUGCGCACAGCAAAAGCUUUGGCAAUGACAGCACUGGAUGUAAUUUUCAAGCCAAGUCUGCUAGAAGAAGUCAGGGAAGACUUUAGACAGGUGAAGCUAAAGGAAGAGGGGCAAAUCCAGUAG